CCCGGCGAGUGCGGCGGACAGAGGAGCCGUCGCCGUCGUCGCACCAUCACCCUGCUGUCCACCGCGCCGGCAUGGACGUGUCCAAGGGCGUGUCCGAGGACGUGUCCAAGGACGAGCUGCGGCUGACGGGCGUGCGCUGCGUGGACGCCGUGGACGCGGACGGCCACGACGACGUCGAGGGCAAGACGCAGCAGGACCAGGAGGGUAUGCAGGUCGCCGUCAACGGGGCCUCCCGGGCCCCAGGCAGUGCGGGCAAGGUGGCUGAGCAGGCGCCAGGCCCGUCGCCGUCGCUGCACCAGGUGCGGAUGUGGCUGCACCGGAAGCGCGCCUGGCUCCACGAGCACCGCGCCGCCGCGCACCGCGCGAGCGUGGUGGCGGGCCACACCCUCGUCGCCGUCUACAUCGCCUUCGCCGUGCUGCACUGGCAGAGUCAAGUGAAAGCGGGCCGAGCUCAAGAUCUGCAGUUCUGCGAGGGGCUGGGCUUCCUCAUCCUGGUGCUCAGCGCCCUCUACCUCGGCCUGGGGUACUACGCCGUGCUCAAGCCGCACGCGCUGCCGUGGCUCCUCCGCACCACCAAGCCCCUCAGGAGGACGGUCUCACCGUGCCUCGGGCGGCGCGCGCUGCGCUGGUCCGCCCUGGCGGUGGCGUUGGUCGCCCUGCUCGCCCUCCUGCUGGUGGACAUCGGCGGCGACGUGCGCAGGCUGGUGUCCUUGCUCGGGGUCUUGGUGUUCGUGGCGCUGGGAUGGGCCUUCUCUCGCCACCCGAGGCAAGUGCGCUGGCGGCCCGUGCUCACCGGGCUGCUGCUGCAGUUCCUCAUGGGGCUGCUCACCAUCCGCUUCCCGCAGGGCCGCACCGCCCUGGAGUGCCUGGCCGAGAAGGUGGCGGCCCUGCUGCGGUGCGCCGACACGGGCUCCGCCUUCGUCUUCGGCGACAUGCUGGUCGCGGAGAAGUCAGUCUUCGCCUUCAAGGUGCUGCCCGUCGUCUUCUUCUUCAGCAGCCUGAUCCAGGUGCUGUACUACCUGGGCGUCAUGCAGUGGGUGGUGAGCCGCGUGGGCGGCCUGCUGCAGGCCGUGAUGGGCACCACGGUGUGCGAGUCGGUCAACGCGGCGGGUAGCGUGUUCCUGGGCAUGACGGAGAGCCCCCUGCUCAUCAAGCCCUACAUCGAGAGCCUCACCAGCUCCGAGCUGCACGCCGUCAUGGGCACCGGGUUCGCAACCGCCUCGGGGUCCGUGCUGGCGGCGUACAUCUCCUUCGGCGCGGAUCCCGGACACCUCCUGACGGCGUCCGUCAUGUCGGCCACCGGCGCCCUGGCCUACUCCAAGCUGCUGCUGCCCGAGACGGAGGAGUCCCGGACCACGGCCGAGCACCUCGUCGGGUCCGGCAGCGCAGAGGACGAGGACGGCAGCGUUAUCGACGCGGCGGCGCGAGGCGCGAGUGCGGGGAUCAACAUCGUGCUCAACAUCGCCGCCAACCUGGUGGCCUUCGUGUCGCUGCUCUACCUGGUCAACAGCGUCGUCGCCUGGCUGGGAGGACUCGUCGGCCUGCAGGAGUUCUCCUUCGAGUUCUUGCUGGCCAAGCUGUUCGUGCCCGUGGUGUGGCUCAUGGGCGUCGAGCCCUCCGAGUGCGAGAGGGUGGCCACCCUCGUGGGCCUCAAGACCGUCGUCAACGAGUUCGUCGCCUUCCAGCGGAUGGGGGACAUGAAGGCGGCGAACCUUCUGUCGCCGCGGUCCUUGGCCGUGAGCACGCUGGUGCUGUGCGGCUUCGCCAACCUGGGCUCCCUCGCCAUCCUCAUCAGUGUGCUGUCCGCCAUCGCGCCCUCGGCCAGGACCACCGUGUCCGACGUGGCCCUGCGGUCGCUGGUCACGGGCAUCGUCACCUGCUGCAUCACCGCCAGUAUCGGAGGCAUGUUGAUGCCGGAGGACUCGUUCCCGGUGGCGUUCCAGGCACCCGACCAAAUUCUCAACCGAACCAUCAUCGCCUGAGGGUAUUAAGCGACCUUCCCUUCACUGGGUGCAGACCCAAUUUACCCUAUUUAUUUUCUAGCUAGUGUAGAAAAAUGUUUGUGAUCUCGAGACAUAUUUUUGGACUAUAGGAUACAUGAAAAUAUACUGGAGAAAUUUAA
Molecule: messenger RNA, 2122 nt
Organism: Thrips palmi
Lineage: Eukaryota; Metazoa; Arthropoda; Insecta; Thysanoptera; Thripidae
Product: solute carrier family 28 member 3-like
Exons: 11
Coding region: 72-1982 (636 amino acids)
Biological process (GO): nucleoside transmembrane transport
Cellular component (GO): membrane
Molecular function (GO): nucleoside:sodium symporter activity
Source: RefSeq, a predicted model, not a curated record